Messenger RNA from Bursaphelenchus xylophilus (pine wood nematode), 2636 nucleotides. The record is from the annotation of a GenBank genome assembly. Lineage: Eukaryota; Metazoa; Nematoda; Chromadorea; Rhabditida; Aphelenchoididae.
AUGGGAAAUCAAGCGUCGUCGCUGCCAAAAGAUCGAUUGGACCGGCUUCAUCAUGAAAGUGGAUGUAAGUCAGAGGCAAAUAAAGGGCCUACUUAUUGGUUACCGAGUUUUGAGACUUUCGAAUUUAUGGGGAAUUUUUGAAGGAUUUGCAAAAGCGCUGUUUCACUUUCUUGAAGCAGAAAAGAUCUCCAAAAAAGGGGACGUUUUCGGAUGAUGCGCCCGCAUUUUCUUCAAAUUUUGCAUAUGCAUUUUGAAGUCGCCGAAUUCUUGUAACACAACAAGUUUUGUGCAGCACAGAUAGCAUACGAUUUUGUGGGGCUUCGGUAGUUCAGCCCCCCACGAAAGGUAGUUCAAACCCCCACUGUUUUGCCCGUUUCACACCCCACAUAAUAAACAAAUUAGAAUAAUACAAAAAAUGUAAGUGGGGGUUUGAUCUACUACGUUGGGGGUUUGAUCUAAAACGUAGGGGGCUUGACCUAAAACGUAGGGGGCUUUUUCUAAAACGGAGGGGGCUUCAUCUAAAACGUAGGUGGCUUGAUCUAAAACGUAGGGGGCUUCAUCUAAAACGUAGGGGGCUUGUGCUGGACCAUACAACUUGGAUUAAUUCUUUGAAAUAAAUUUUGGGGUUCAGAAUAGACGAGGGGGGUUGUACUGGGUCAUGGGGGGCUAAACUGGACUGGGGGGCUGUACUACCUUAGCCCCGAUUUUGUUUUUGAGAGAGCGAGUAAAAUGAGGAAUUUCGGAAAAGAUACAAUAAGUUUUUUGUUUAUAACUUUUCUGCUUCUGCAAAAGAAGGUUUGAUUUUUGAACGGUUGCUGUAUAGUCCUUUCAGAAAGUCGCCGGACUAGUUUUUGGCGUGUGCACUGUGCGAAAAAAGUCAGGGUGCAAGCGACAGCCAAAAAAAGACUGCACGGUGCAAAAAGUAAGAAAUUGCAUAUUGCAAAGAAAAUUUUUGUUUUCGCACAGUGCGUGUCGCCAAUUUUAGUCCGGCCACCUUUCGGAAGGCCUAGUACGUAAGCUCUGGAAAAUGACCCCAAGAUUUUUGGGCUAAAAAAUGUGGCGGUAUCACUGCAAAGUUUUUCUUGAAAAUCACGAGCUCAGAAACUCGGAUACGACUUUUUAAGGCAUCAAGUUUAAAAAAGCUUUAUACUCCAAAUUUUUUAUACACCAAAGAUCUGAGAAUUCCUAUUUUCACAAUCUUUAGCAAAAAAUUUAUUUGAUAUUCCAGUUUUUAAUCAAGAGUUUGUAAAAUACGGAGCACUUCAUGUCGUAAUUAUUUGCUCUUAUUUUUAGUAUCAAAAGCGAGCAUUCGAAUGCUCUACGAACGGUUUGAAACGCUGGCCAAGCACAAAGAUGACAAUCUCAACGAACUGUUUUUGACUCCAGAAGACUUUGAAGACAUCCCGGAACUCUUGAAAAAUCCGCUUGGCUCAAGACUGAUUGAGGCCUUCUUUGCUGACGCUGAGUAAACGACACAUGCUUUAUAAUCUUGCAUUGUCAAAGAUUUGUUCAAUAACAAUCUCUUUUACAUUUUCAGCGCAGCUCAACAGCGCCUGUACUUUCGGGAUUUUGUAAAAGUUUUGUCGCAUUUCCGGCCGGUCAACAAGAACCAUCCUCAUCCAUGGAAUUCGAGGGAAACUAAAUUAAGAUGUAAUUUUGAAUAAGUUUGUUUGCAAUCAUGUAAUUUCAGUUGCUUUUACAAUGUACGAUGUCAACAAGAGUGGGACAAUAACAAAAGACGAGUUCACACAUAUUUUGGAGGUAAGGAGUUUCUGAGGAUUUAGAGGUUAAAAAAAUUUCCCCUUGGUCUCCCCCCUUACCACAUUAUUUUUUCGUAAACCAAAAAAAUGAAUUUUGGAAUCUCGCGAAAUCCUUUCAAUUAAGGAACAAUGCUCUCAAUGUGCACGCACAUACAAGAGGGGUUGCGGGAAAAUUCAAAUUUUCUUCGGCCAUGAUGAUCGGUCAUGUUUUUCGGACUUGGCAAUUUUUUCUUCUGCACUGUACAGGGCAAACAAUAAGCAAAAACUACGCCAUUUGCGAAUGGUUCUUUCCAUUGUGCCGUUCGGAACAGGUCUUAUCCUGUUUUGAACUCUGCAAGUUGCGAGACAUAAACGUUGGCAUGGCCGAAAUGCGUGGCUGAGCAUCAUGGCCGAAAAAAUUUUGAAUUUACCCGCAACCCCUCUUAUAUGUGCAUCCAAACUUUGAUACAGUUUCUGUCUGCCCAAACUCAACGACUUAUCUUGCCAGAACUUAUUUACAGUGCAUGCAAGACUAGAGUUUUUGAAACUGGCACAUUCCGCAGAAGCAAUUUGUUUAGUAAACCUUGAAACAACCCUUUCAAUCAAUUCUCAACUUACAAAGAUCCUGUUUCUCCAAUUUCUCCUUGAACUUUCAUUUACAUCAUAACGAGUGUUCUCUCCGCUUGCAGAGAAUGAUCGGCGGCAACGUGAGCAAGGCCAAAGUCGAGAGUAUUGCGACACGAACAAUGCGUGAGGCGGACAAGAACUAUGAUGGGAGUAUUACGUUCGAGGAGUUUUGCAAGGUAAGCCUACACGAAGAGAGCAGGCAGUUGUUGUAUUUAGGCAAUGGAGAAGACGGACAUUGAGCAGAAGAUGUCGUUCGGAUUUUUGAAAUGA